Molecule: messenger RNA, 1380 nt
Organism: Macadamia integrifolia
Lineage: Eukaryota; Viridiplantae; Streptophyta; Magnoliopsida; Proteales; Proteaceae
Product: putative aminoacrylate hydrolase RutD
Exons: 5
Coding region: 111-1235 (374 amino acids)
Source: RefSeq, a predicted model, not a curated record
ACCAAAUCUCUCUCUCUCUCUCUCUCUCUCUCAAAUCUAAAAUUAAUCUCAAGUGGUCUAAUCGACAUUUAAGAGAAAAAACCUGGGAGGGUGGUUAGGCACUUACAGCAAUGGCAGUUAACAGAAAAAUAUCGGCUGCAUCAGCGAGGGCUCACACCAGAAAAUCAAAGCAGAACAGCUCAUUUCAGCUACCUUCAGAAUUUUCAGGAUUGUUUAAGAAAAUAUCAGUGGUCUUGUUGAUUGGGUUUUUGGCAUGGGCUUAUCAAGCCAUCCAACCUCCACCACCCAAGAUCUGUGGCUCUCCAGGCGGUCCACCUGUUACCGCUCCUAGAAUUAAACUCAGGGAUGGAAGGCAUUUGGCUUACAGAGAGAACGGUGUCCCCAGACUUAAGGCAAAAUAUAAGAUUAUCUGGGUUCAUGGCAUCGAGUCUUGCAGACAUGAUGUGAUGCAGCUAUCUCCGGAAAUAACUGAAGAUUUAGGCAUCUACUUGCUGUCCUUUGACAGAGAUGGGUAUGGCGAGAGUGAUCCCAAUCCAAAGCGAACAGUGAAAAGUACAGCUCUGGAUAUAGAAGAGCUUGCUGAUCAGUUGGGACUGAGAUCCAAAUUCUAUGUAAUUGGGCAUUCCAUGGGCGGUGCAGUGGCUUGGACCUGCCUCAAGUAUAUUCCUCACAGGCUUGCAGGGGUUGCACUACUUGCUCCGGUUGUCAAUUUCUGGUGGCCUGGCUUGCCCACCAAUUUAACUAAAGAAGCAUAUGAGCAGCAACUACUGCAGGACCAAUGGACGGUAAGGGUCGCUCAUUACACCCCAUGGCUGACCUACUGGUGGAACACUCAGAGAUGGUUUCCUGCUUCAAGUAUUCUAGCCCAUUCCCCUGAGGUUCUUUCUCGCCAAGAUAAAGAGUGCAUGCCCAAGUUUGCAAGGAGAAAUGAGUACAUGGCACAGGUUAGGCAGCAAGGGGAAUUCGACUGUGUGUUCCGUGACUUAAAUUUUGGCUUUGGAAAUUGGGAAUUUGAUCCAAUGAAACUAGAAAACCCAUUUCGAGACGAUGAAGGUUCCGUUCACUUAUGGCAGGGAGAUGAGGACAGGCUUGUACCAGUUACCCUGCAGCGUUAUGUUGCUGGAAAGCUCCCAUGGAUUCAUUAUCAUGAGCUACCAGGUUCAGGUCAUAUGUUUUCUUGCAUAGAUAGUAUAAAUGACGCUAUUGUAAAGGCACUCUUGCUUGGAGAAAAGUAGACUUCUAGAGACGCAAUUCUCUUCUUCCCUUUUGCAUGAGACUUGGAACUUUCGUUUGGUUAUAUCAAAUCUUUGUUCAGCAAAUUUUGUUUUAAUCUUUAUGGCUUCUGCAUUCUAUUGUUGAAUGAGAACAGGAUAUUGACAA